Zychaea mexicana is the source of this 1765-nucleotide messenger RNA. RefSeq names its product alpha/beta hydrolase fold-domain-containing protein. NCBI's taxonomy places the organism in Eukaryota, Fungi, Mucoromycota, Mucoromycetes, Mucorales, Lichtheimiaceae. The coding region runs from base 74 to 1582 and encodes 502 amino acids. Gene Ontology annotation, molecular function: hydrolase activity. The transcript has 4 exons. The record is from RefSeq and is a predicted model, not a curated record.
GGUUCCUAGCUCGUUUGUUUCUUUUCCCGCUACUUUCCCGUACCCCUUCUUUUUGUUGCUGUUUAGUACAACAAUGAUGCUGUCCACUGCGACAACCACCACCACCACCACAGCCAUGAUGUGGACGACGACGACCUGUACAACCGAAGGUUGCUGUCGACCUUAUAGUGAAGCGCAACAUGCCCUGACUACCACGUCCACAACAACAGCAGUCAAGAACAGCGUUCGCCUCACCAAGGAAACGCUUCCCAUCGUUGUACAAGAACUCUACAAGACAGCUCUGCACAUUCCAACGAACCUCGGCCGGCUGGCUACCGAAGUGUGGUCUCAUUUCUUUGUUCAGCGCAAAAAGCCGCAUUGGAACAUCCAACAGACCGUUGUGAUGGCCUUUUUGCAAUCGUUCAGGGACCAGACACUGACACACAGUCUUGAGUUUUGGCGUUUUAUGUUGAUCGCACCCACAUGGCUGACGCCACUCACGUCGAAAACGCAGGACGGAUCGUUCCGUGUUCGUCGUCGCAACUUGCGUGGUAUCCUCAGAAAAAUGGACAAGAGUGAGGAUGGCUCACGCAUGCUCGAGGUCGAAUGGAUGUCGGCCGGUACGAUUUGGGAUCGUUGCCAGAGUGUCAUUCAUCCAGGUGCGGAUCGAAAAGACAGCGAAGAAGAAGCAUCGAGUAACUAUACCCAGCAGAGCUCGGCAUUGGUGUUGCGAACACGAUCGCCCGAGAAAAUUGUCUUUUAUCUUCAUGGAGGCGCUUAUUGUGCCAUGAGUGCACAGACGCAUCGCACGCUCACUCAUAAGAUCAGUAAAGCAACUGGGCGACGCGUUUUUGCUGUCAACUAUCGAUUGGCCCCUGAACACAAGUUUCCUAGUGGACUGUACGAUGCUGUACAGGCAUUCCUCUAUCUGAUCGACGCAGAAAAUGGAUAUUGUCUUGAGCCAAAGAACAUACUUAUCAUGGGCGACUCUGCUGGUGGAGGCUUGUCCCUUGCAAUGAUGCUCUAUCUACGUGAUCAUGGUUUACCUCAACCGGAAGGCGCUGUGCUGCUUUCGCCUUGGGUUGACCUGUCAUUUUCAUAUCCUAGCUGGGACAAUGCGUCCUUGUACGACUAUUUACCAAACAACCCAGACCGACUGGAAGAAAUGAAUCCUGCACAUCUCUAUCUAGGUGUCGAUAAGGCUGCUCACAUGGUCCGCCACCCUUACGUGUCUCCAAUCUUUAGCGAGAGUUUUGAGAAUUUGCCACCAUUAGUCCUGCAAUCCGGAAGCUGUGAGUCGCUUCGCGACGAAAUCAACGAUCUUGUACAAAAGAUUGCUGCAUCGAAAUCUACCCUUGUACACCAUGAGGAAUAUGAGGAUAUGGUUCACGUUUUCCAAGCAUUCCCAUUUGGCAAGUCGGCUGAGGCCAUAGAAAGUGUAGGUUGGUGGGCACGAUAUGGUAUGCCCAUGAUCGCAAAUUGGGCUGCGCGUGGCCAGUUGCCUACAGUCGUCCAGCAGAAUCAACAAGCAGAAGAAGGCCCGUUUGCAUUAAAGAGUACUCCACGAUCCAUGGGUCGCCGUUUCCAUAGCAUUCCCGGCUAAAGACGACAUUACAAGGCAGAUCUAUGUAUAUAUACCUAGUAGCUCACUAAGCCUACCUAUUAAACAUUAGUUGACUUUGUAAACCUACCAUCCUACUUAAUAUUUAUAAAGUUUCCAGCGUGAAAGUUGCCAGCUUUCCAAUUGAGUAAAUUUGACUGAAAUAAACGUGCUGGGUAACACAAC